ACUAAAAGCGGAAAAUCUCUUCAAACGGAUUACAAACCUACUACCGAGCACACAGCUUACGCGACCGUGUAUUACAAAAAGAAUCUUAUAGUAGAACAUUCUGGAGUUAGUUUAUAGCGUUCUUUUUAUAGCCUCUAGUUUAAAUUUUAUAUACGGAAUGAAUUAUCAAAUUGUCAUCUUGCUGUCAGUUGUUGCGUGUGCACUAGCACUCCCACUUCCAGAUGAAGAAGUAUCAGUUCUUCAAAAGGCUGCUGACAUGGUUGGUGAAGCAGUAACAGCGACUGAUGAAUUGAUAAAGAAAUCUGAAGCUAGCUUGAGCACCAUGGAAGAAGGAGUGAAUGCCGUCGUUAGUAAUUUAACAGCCACAGCGAAAAAUAUUUCUACAACUGACAUUGAAUCCAAGCUGACAAAAAUUGUCGAUGAUGUUAAAGAAGCUAUAGAAGAUGAGAUCCCAGAAGCUCCUAAAUCGUUGCCAGUAAAAGCUAGAGAGGAAAUCGAACCAAUUGUCCCAGUUGCUGGAGUACGAAAUGAACCAAAGGAAGGAGUUGAGGAAUCAAAGUCAAUAACUUCAUCACCUAAUGCAGAAGAGACUUCCAAGACCACAGAAUCAAAGACUGAUUCAGAAGUCAAACCAAGCACAGAUAGCACAUCACCAGCUUCAGCCGAAAAGAAAACCGAUGUUCCAACAACAGAAUCCGCCCAAAACAAAACUACAGCUAAGCCCGAAGUAGCUGGCGACAAUAAAACCGAUAACUCUAUCCCCAAAGCCACAGAAACUCCAAAGCCAAAUGCAUCAGAAGUUAAGACAACUCAAGCGCCGAAAGAAAAACACGAUCACAGCUCUGAGGCAAACAAAUCUGAUGAAUCAGCCGAAUCAAAAGAGAGUGAGGAAUCGAACGAAAGCAAUAAAUCUAACUUCAUAUAUCACACAGCAUAAAACCGGAACAAUAAUGAUUUUUCUUAACCGAAGUAAUAUUAUUUUCUAGGAUAGUUUAUUUUUUUUUUGUAAUCAAAUCAACAGAAAGCAUAUAGCGCAAAAAUGUUGUUUUCCCUACAGAAUUUAUUUAUGUAAAUAAAUAUAAAUUAUAAAGUGCCUUAAUUAUGUUAAUAAUAUAAUAAUACUUUUUUGGGAAUUGUACAACUAUUUUUGAAUACAAAAUUUACUAAUAAUAUAGUUUUGUUAACCGUUUAUAAAAUAUUUACUUUUAAAUAUUACAUAUUUAAAAUGGAAAUAGUUAUAAAAAAAAAAACAUAUAAUUAUUUACUCGUUUCUAUGAGUUCUUGUUAUGAUGCGUGAGAGUACGUUAUUUUUGUAAAUUAAAAUGAGGAUUGCAAAGGAAUACUUUUUCUCAAUUCUGUAUGUCCUUUAGACUGAAAGAUUUUAAAUAAAAGAAAAUAAAUAAAAAAAAA
This is a messenger RNA of Episyrphus balteatus (marmalade hoverfly), 1410 nucleotides long. RefSeq names its product protein bangles and beads (gene bnb). The coding region runs from base 158 to 937 and encodes 259 amino acids. NCBI's taxonomy places the organism in Eukaryota, Metazoa, Arthropoda, Insecta, Diptera, Syrphidae. The transcript is spliced from 3 exons. The record is from RefSeq and is a predicted model, not a curated record.